Exophiala viscosa is the source of this 949-nucleotide messenger RNA. RefSeq lists its product as uncharacterized. The record is from RefSeq and is a predicted model, not a curated record. Bases 357 to 797 code for a protein of 146 amino acids. The transcript has 2 exons. NCBI's taxonomy places the organism in Eukaryota, Fungi, Ascomycota, Eurotiomycetes, Chaetothyriales, Herpotrichiellaceae.
UCAGUAUAGGCUCGAGUAUCUUGGUUGGCUUGGAGCCGAUUACCGAACCCAAUUGACACGGUUACCACUCAUUCCUCUUGCAGCACCGAAGAUCACAUAGCAAACCGAGGUAUCUCUUCGUACAUUUGCAUACAGCAAGACCUGGUCAGAGUUUCAUUGCAGUGUUUCACGACACACAGCGUACGAGGCACCAUCGCCGGACCUGGCACGGCCUAUUCGAGUCUUACAUCCGAACUACUAAACCCUUUGGAUCAUCCUGUACCUAUCUGUCGGAGCAUACCACAAGCUUUGCGAAGCUACCUCCAGCCUACUGAGAGAUCCAACACAUCCGCGCCAACCCCUACUCGCAUCUCAACAUGUCUGGCGCAUUUACGAUGCCGCACGCCCUGACGGGUGGAGCCGGAUACAAAGCAAACAACUCCUACGACGAAUACAUGCGCAAGCACAGCGGCUUCUACCGACGACACAGCGCCGCUUCGAACGCCAUGGAAGGUGAUCGCCGAGCAUCGCAAGCCUCCCUCGACGCGCACGCCAAUGCAGCGGCACAAGCAGUCCAAAACGUAGCUGCUGAGGGUGCCAACCGUCGUGGCUCGGUCACUCUGGCGGAAGGUGGGGCAGCCACGGUCAACUCCAGGAAGGGCAGUGUCGCUGUGGCAAGUGAUGCGACCAGGAAGGAUAGUAUUUUCGGCCUCGAACCUACGGCUGGUCAACGGAUGUCGGAGGAACGCAGACCCUCGACCUCGCUUGCUAGUGACCUCUUUCACAAGGUCAAAGGGGAUCAUAAGACUAAUCACUGAGGACGGGUUGGACUGGUAAGUCGGCUGUCCUUCAUUUUUCUGUGUUCAUGCACUAGAUGCUAGGAGGGGAAGUAUGAAUCUGCAUGAGGCGACGGAGAGGAGAGGCACUGUUCGGUCUGCCUCCAGGUUCCGCGUUGCUAGACUUGAUCACG